Molecule: messenger RNA, 1944 nt
Organism: Rhinichthys klamathensis goyatoka
Lineage: Eukaryota; Metazoa; Chordata; Actinopteri; Cypriniformes; Leuciscidae
Gene: rcor3
Product: REST corepressor 3
Exons: 12
Coding region: 114-1718 (534 amino acids)
Biological process (GO): regulation of transcription by RNA polymerase II; negative regulation of DNA-templated transcription
Cellular component (GO): histone deacetylase complex; transcription regulator complex
Molecular function (GO): transcription corepressor activity
Source: RefSeq, a predicted model, not a curated record
GCGCACAGCGGCGCAGCUGCGCAGAGACGCGCAGGACACAGAGAGAGCGAGAUUAAAUGCUGGACUGUUGACAUAUUUCAUUUCUGCUCUAAAUAAUCACACGCGUCGCGACUAUGCCGGGGAUGAUGGACAAAGGCUCGGAGUAUCUGGGGAAGGGUCGCUCGAACGGGACGAAAAGCCCGUCUAACGCCUCGAACGGACAUUUUUCCGACGAGAGCGGCAGUGACGACGAGCACGAUGUGGGCAUGCGUGUGGGAUCAGAUUAUCAAGCCAAUAUUCCUGAAUUUGAUCCAGGGUCCACAAAAUACAGUGAUAAAGACAAUGGUGGCAUGUUGGUUUGGUCCCCAUAUCACACAAUAGUUGAUUCGAAAUUGGACGAGUACAUUGCAAUCGCGAAAGAAAAGCAUGGAUACAACGUUGAGCAGGCUCUCGGCAUGCUCUUCUGGCACAAACACAACAUUGAGAAGUCACUCGCUGAUCUCCCAAACUUCACCCCCUUCCCUGAUGAGUGGACGGUGGAGGACAAGGUGUUGUUUGAACAGGCAUUCAGUUUUCAUGGGAAGAGCUUCCAUAGGAUCCAGCAGAUGUUGCCGGACAAAUCUAUAUCCAGCCUCGUGAAGUACUACUAUUCGUGGAAAAAAACACGGUCCCGGACAAGUCUAAUGGACCGGCAAGCGCGAAAGCUGGCGAACCGGAAUAAUCAAGAUGAAAGUGAGGAAGAGAUGGAAGAGGGCAACCCCAUUGAGGCCAAUGACAGUGAUUAUGACCCUACGAAAGAGGCAAAGAAGGAGAGUCAACCAGAGCCUCAGACACUGAGCUCCAAAAUGGGUCUGGGCCGGCGAGAGCACCAGACGCUGCAGCACCGGCACCACAGCCAGCGGUCCAAGUGCCGGCCGCCCAAAGGCAUGUUCCUCACGCAGGAGGACGUGGUGGCGAUCUCCUGCAGCUCCAGCGCCGCCAGCUCAGUCCUGCGGCAGCUCGACAGCGAGCUCGUGUCCCUCAAACGGCAGGUCCAGAAUGCCAAGCAGUUGAACAGCGGACUCAAGCAGAAGAUGGAGGACGGCAUUGAUGAAUUCAGACUGCCUGAGUGCACCCAAAAAAUCAACGCCCGCUGGACAACAGACGAGCAGCUCUUGGCGGUACAAGGAGUACGGAAAUAUGGGAAGGACUUCCAGGCUAUUGCUGACGUCAUAGGGAAUAAAACCGUGGGACAGGUAAAGAAUUUCUUUGUGAACUAUCGGCGGCGGUUUAACCUGGACGAGGUGCUUCAGGAAUGGGAGGCGGAACAGGGCACUCGUACUCCCAACGGAGAUGGAGCCAAUUCUGGUGAGGAUGGGAAACACAGCAACACCUCCUCCGGGAAGAGCACAGAUGAGGAAGAGGAAGAGGGUCAGGUGACCCCGGCCUCGGGCCCGUCUCCUGUAGCCGCGUCCUCCUCCUCAUCCUCCUCUUCAUCAUCUCUGCCGGCCUCGCUCCACCAGCCUCCGCCUCUCCUGCGCCCCUCUCUCCCCGCCACCCCGGCGUUACACCGCCAGCCUCCGCCUCUGCAGCAACAGGCCCGCUUCCUGCAGCCCCGGCCCGCCCUGCACCAGCCCCCGCCACUCAUCCGGCCCUCCGCCCCCCUGCCCCCCCGCCUCAACCCCCGGCCGGCAGCACCCGUCCCGGCGCCGCCGCCGCCCUCUCUGCUGGAGACGCCCUCCUCCUCCUCGCUACACUGACCUGCUCAUACACCUGUGGCGGCGCAGGGGAAGCUAGCCGUUAGCUAGCAGUGCUCGUUGUGAAUACUAGAAAAAGAGGAUUGUUUUAAACUGUAUAUAUUAGUUAUGUAACUGUCUAUUUAUUUGAACUGAUUUUCUUUCUGAUUUUAGGUUUUGUAAUCAUGUCGUAAUCAUGUUGUACUUUAAAGGGAUGGUUCACCCGAAAAUGAAGAAAAUUAGCCCAUGA